AAUUCCCGGCAUCUUUCCUGGCCGUUGAGAAGCGAACAAAUCGACAUGGAAUUUAGCGGAAACAGACUGGUUCCGCAUUUCCCUCUUCUCCGCCUCUUCUCCUACUUUGAGCUCCUCUACAACGGAAGAACCCUCCCGCGUUUUGGCCCCCAGCGUUCAAUCAAGAAACUCUUCCCUCUCGUCUUUUUUAGGGUUUUGAUCCAUGGCUUAAUUCGAUUGCCGAAUCCGAUUUCGCAAUUUCUGCUUGCAUUGUUCGUCUGGCCUGGAGGAAACCCUAGACGGAGACUACAUGGGAAGCCUCAAUUUUGAAGCAGACGAUGCAAAGAUGCGAGCGGAAGUAGUUGCAUGGCUGAAUAGUUUGUUCCCGGAGCUGAAAUUGCCGGAGGAGGCCACGGAAUGGGAGCUCAGAGUGCAGUUGUUUGAUGGCUCUGUUCUUAAUGGAAUUCUUAGGAUGUUGAAUGCUGGUGCUGUGGACGAGAUUAGAUACGCUGAUUAUGUUCCUUCUGAGAGGCGCCCAGAAAUUUUGAAGCUGUUCCUCUCUGUCGUCAAUAACUUGGGGUUGCCCAGCUUUCAAGUCUCAGAUUUGGAGAAGGGAAAUUUUUCUGCAGUUUUGGAAUGCCUUCUCGCCAUUCGGAGCCACAUAGAUUCCACAGUUAGGAAAGACAAGGUUUUGAGCCCACUAACUAGGUGCAAGAGCCUGCAAAUUCGGAAGUGGAAGCAUAGGGAAAGCCUGGAUGGUUUAUUAACUGAUGGCAUUCAUGGUGGGCAGAGUUCUCCAGUCUUCGGAGAUGAUAAAAAAUCAAGUUUUGCUGAAAGGAAGUUCCAACAUGCCUCGAGAAGUCUUGUUUCCCCAGAUACAACUAGUCCUUUAUCUCAAUAUGCUGGAAAUAAACUUCAUGAGGUUUUCCAGCUAAAACGUGGGCAGUUUUCUGAACUUCCUUCUGCUAAGAUUUCCGAAAUCUUGAAACUGAACACUUUAGAUAUUGCUCCAACACAAUUACUUUUGAGUGUUGCCAAUGAGAUGCUUGAUGAAAGCAUUGAGAAAAAAAAUGGGGAAUUACAUCAGCGUGUGGCGUGCUUGUUGAAAAAGGUUUUGCAAGAAAUCGAAAGGCGUGUUACAACUCAAGCUGGGCAUAUCAUACAUCAAAGUAAUAUGAUGAAAGCGCGUGAGGAGAAGUAUCUAUCAAGGAUCAAAGUGCUUGAGACACUCGCUAAGGGAACGAAUGAAGAAACACGGAUUACUGCAAACCAGGUCCAGCUCCUACAGGCAGAUAAGAAAAAAUUUGUGGAGCAAAAGAGACUCGGGGAGGAAGAAGUAUUUAGGCUGAUGAAGGAGAAAGAAAAUAGUGAUAGCAUGAUUUCAGAACUUAAGCUGGCUAUAGAAUCGACCAAGAAUUCAUAUGAACAAAAAUAUCAGAGCCUAGAAACUGAAGCCAAUCGAACUAAGUUUGAGCUAGAAAAGAAAAUAAAGGAGGUUGAAGCCCUUUUAGAAGAGUCAAGGAGGAGGUCAAAGGAACUGGAGGUUUAUUCAGAAUCAAAGUGUCAAAACUGGAACCAGAAGGAGCACAUCUUCAACAAUUUAAUGUGUUUAGAAUUGCAAUCGUUGCAGGUCUUGAGGACGUCUUCUCAAUCAAUAAAAGAAGAAGUUAUAGAUGUGCAAGAAAGAUGGAGAGAAGAAAUUGCAAAGUUUGGGAUAAAGUUGAAAGUACUAACAAAGGCUGCUGAAAAUUAUCACACUAUUUUCUUAGAGAAUAUAAAAUUGUACAAUGAGGUUCAAGAAUUGAAAGGUAAUAUCCGAGUCUAUUGUCGGAUAAGGCCUUUACUUUCUGGAGAAGAUACGAAGUCUACAGUCAUCGACAAUAUCGGUGAGAAUGGCGAGCUUGCUAUUGUAAAUCCAUCCAAACAAGGAAAGGAUGGACAAAAAAUGUUCAAAUUCGAUAGGGUCUUUGGUCCAGCUGCUACCCAAGAGGAAGUGUUCUCAGAUAUUCAGCCUUUAGUGCGAUCAGUUCUUGAUGGAUACAAUGUCUGUAUCUUUGCAUAUGGACAAACUGGAUCAGGCAAAACAUACACAAUGAGUGGGCCCGAUUCACCAUCGAAAGAAGAAUGGGGAGUCAAUUAUCGAGCUUUGAAUGAUCUUUUUCAUAUAUCUCGAAGUAGAAGAAGUACUGUAGAAUAUGAAGUUGGUGUGCAGAUGAUUGAGAUAUAUAAUGAACAAGUUCGUGAUCUACUUUCCAAUGAUGCUUCACAAAAGAGACAUGGGAUUGUGAGUAGAUCUCAAGCUAGUGGACUUGCUAUCCCUGAUGCAAGCAUGCACUCCGUUGAUUCAACCUCUGAUGUGCUGAAACUGAUGCAGAUUGGACAAGCUAACAGGGCUAUAAGUGCCACUGCUCUAAAUCAAAGUAGCAGCCGUUCACAUAGUGUUGUAACCGUUCAUGUCCGAGGUAGUGAUUUGAAGGCUGGAACAACUCUGUUUGGAUCCCUUCAUCUCAUAGACCUUGCUGGGAGUGAGAGAGUUGAACGCUCUGAAGUGACUGGAGAUAGGCUCAAGGAAACUCAGCAUAUUAACAAAUCCUUGUCGGCUCUAGGCGACGUCAUAUUUGCUCUGUCCCAGAAAAGUGUUCAUAUUCCAUACAGAAAUAGCAAGCUCACUCAAGUCUUACAAAGCUCCUUGGGUGGCCAUGCAAAAACACUUAUGUUUGUGCAGAUAAAUCCAGAUGUAAAGUCAUAUUCAGAGAGUUUAAGUGCCUUGAAAUUUGCUGAAAGAGUGUCUGGAGUAGAGUUAGGUGCUGCUUGUAGUAACAAAGAGAGCAAAGAUGUCAAGAAUUUGACUGAACAGGUAGCAUUGCUUAAAGAAGCCAAUGCAAGGAAAGAUAAGGAGAUUGAAAAGCUGCAAAUGCUCAGGGAAACCGGAACAUUCUCUUCUGGUGUAAACCAUGUAAAACAUGGUAAUUUUGUUUUGAGGCACUCAUCCUUCUCUCCUGAAAUGUCCUCAAAAGAUUUGACUUCCCAACAAGGCCUGGGAUUAUCAGUUCAAAGGAUCGUCAGAUCUAAUAAUGAAGCUUCUUUAGAUUCUGAUAACUCAGACAACAGCGACAGACAUUCUGAAAUAAGUUCGCAGCACUCUGUGGAUGACAAGCACAAGAGGGAAAGCUUGUGUCACUCAAAGCAUUCUGGUGAAGAACCUGGUUUGAGUUGUCCGGCAGAUUUUCAGAUUGUGGCAGUCAAUGGUGUAGAUUCAGAAGAAGGAUUAAGUGAUGCAUAUAAUGGCUGUCUUUUGGAAACCAGUGGGUUAGUUAGUGCUAUUGAGUUCUCUCACCUCCCUGAGCAGAACAGGCUAAUCAAUGGUAAUGGUACAAAAGAAAAGAUGUCCAGAGUUAAAUCAAGUGUAGCUAAGCCAUUGCAACCAAAGAUUGCACAGGAAACUGUGAUCCAUUCAAAAUUGAAGGAUUCUUUGAAAUCUCCAACCUCUCUUGCUACAAAAGGUGCUUUGAAGCCUAUAAAUUCUAAAGAUGGCUUGAAAUCUCCAAGCUUAAAGAGCAACACUAACAGCCAAGCAACUUUAUCAUCAGCAAAGCCCCUCUCAAAGCGCUGGCAGUAGUGAAAAGUGCUUUUGGCAUGAAAUUCUCUUAUUUUUAUUGUGAAUUACAAUUUUGCAGAAGUUUCAAAACAUCAACAUUAAAGUAAGCCUCUGUCCAACAUUUUGGUGUAGCCAACAGAGCUUCUAUGACUCAUCUGAUGCUGAAGAUAUUUUAUAUUUCUCAUAUAGAUAGUUUCUUCAAUUUGUUGAGUGAUGCCCCUUAGGGUGUGGCAAUCUUGUAAUAUUAGUAUACAUUAUUUGAUUCAUUUCUAUAUGUUUUUUAUUUGCUAAAAAUAAUUAUUUGUUGAACUCAUUUGAAAGGAGCUUUAUCAUGUUUGAAAUAUAGGGAUUUUUAAAGGAGCU
Dendrobium catenatum is the source of this 3940-nucleotide messenger RNA. RefSeq names its product kinesin-like protein KIN-14C. Bases 290 to 3598 code for a protein of 1102 amino acids. Gene Ontology annotation, biological process: microtubule-based movement. The transcript is spliced from 21 exons. The record is from RefSeq and is a predicted model, not a curated record. Gene Ontology annotation, molecular function: microtubule motor activity; ATP binding; microtubule binding. NCBI's taxonomy places the organism in Eukaryota, Viridiplantae, Streptophyta, Magnoliopsida, Asparagales, Orchidaceae.